AUGCAGCAGGGCGCGGGCGCGGGCGCGGGGGCGGGGGCGGAGCCCACGGUGCGGGUGCAGCAGGGCGUGCUGCGCGGCCGGCGCGCCACCGCCAAGUUCGGCGGCGCCUACUUCAGCUUCCAGGGCGUGCCCUACGCGCGCCCACCGCUCGGCGACCUGCGCUUCGAGCCCCCACAGCCUCCAGAGUCAUGGCAGGGAGUAAAAGAUGCUCUCCAAGAAGGGUCUGUUUGUCCCCAUAGAGACUGGAUUCAAGGACUCGGGUUCCGAGGGGAUGAGGACUGUCUAUUCCUUAAUGUUUAUACAUCGCAAUUGCCCACAAAAGAGGAGUCAACGAAGAAACCUGUGAUGGUAUGGAUCCACGGUGGAGGAUAUUACAUAGGCUCUGGAAAUACUGAUAUGUAUGGUCCAGAUUAUCUUGUUGAAAGUGGUGUUGUAGUUGUUACAAUGAAUUACCGACUUGGAGCAUUAGGCUUUCUGAGUUUAGAAGAUGAGUCUUACCCUGGCAAUAUGGGCUUGAGAGAUCAGGUAGCCGCCUUGUUAUGGGUGAAAGACAAUAUUGCUCAAUUUGGUGGUGAUCCCGAUAACAUCACAUUAUUCGGAGAAAGUGCUGGAGCUUCAUGUGUACAAUUGCAUAUGAUGUCACCAAUGUCAAAAGGCUUAUUUCACAAAGCUAUUGCUCAAAGUGGCUCAGUUUUUAAUCCAUGGGGAAUGACAUCUUCCUCUUUAAGAACCAGAGCAUUCAAGCUCGGUGAGCUACUUGGCUGUAAGACUUCCGAUGCAAGUGAGCUGAUUAAUUUCUUGAAGAAAGUGUCGCCUAAAGAUUUAGUUGAAGGUUCUGCAAAGACAAUCUCAAAAGAGGAAAGACGACGAGGAGAUGUGUUAUCAUUCAAUCCCAUCCCUGAAAAUGCAUUACCUGAGAAACCAUGCUUUUUACCAGGAAAUCCAGAGGAGUUGCUCCAAAAAGGAAAAUAUCAUGACGUUCCUUAUUUAGCUGGAGUCACAUCUGAUGAAGGCAUUCUAGAACUGUCUGGAAUCAUCAAGCAACCUCGACUGGUUGAAAUAAUCGCAAAUGACUUUGAACGUCUAGUCCCAAAAGACCUCUGUGAGCCUCUAGAAAAGUCACAAGAAAUUGCAGAGCAAAUCAAAGAUUUCUACUUUGAUGAGAAAAGUGUGUCUAUGGAAACUCUUCAAGAACUGUCAGAUGUGUACACAGAUAUGAAUUUUGUUCGUGGAAUCGAUAAAUAUAUGAAACUAUUAGCUGAAAAAUCCACCAGCCCCCUCUAUUAUUACAAAUUUUCAUUUGAUGGAGAGCUAGGAAUCUUCAAGAAAUUUAUUAAUGCUUCAUCUAUGAAAGGGGCAAGCCAUAUGGAUGACUUGGGAUAUCUCUUCAGAGUCGGACAGUUGGAUAUUGAUAUAAAACCAGAAUCAUUAGAAAGAAAUAUCAUUAGAAAAGUGGUCAAAAUGUGGACAAACUUUGCCAAAACUGGUAAUCCAACAUCAAAACUAGAUGAAGAUGUGAAUAUACAAUGGAUCCCAUAUACUUCUGAUAAUCGUGUGUAUUUGAAUAUUGAUAAAGAAUUAAAAAUGGAAAAGGAUAUGUUCAAGGAAAGACUGAAUUUUUGGGAAAAUAUAUACAAAUCAUACAAAAAUUUGACAAGUGAAAAGUAA
Messenger RNA from Gryllus bimaculatus (two-spotted cricket), 1668 nucleotides. The record is from the annotation of a GenBank genome assembly. Lineage: Eukaryota; Metazoa; Arthropoda; Insecta; Orthoptera; Gryllidae.